AUGGCUGGUGCACUGGAAUCGGCUGGAUCCGGAAAAUAUAAAAUUGACUGGGGAUAUCAAUGUAAAGAAGCUGAGAUGAAAUGUGGGUGGCGUUUAAAUGGCCUCAGCCAUCCACCACCACCAUCACUCGACUCACACCGCCACGGCGAAUUUUGCAUUGAUUUUGCAUUACAUCAUACCUUUUGCAUUGAUUUUGCAUUACUACAUGCAUUUUGCAUUGAUACAAGACGUUUACAUUGA
This is a messenger RNA of Didymodactylos carnosus, 240 nucleotides long. NCBI's taxonomy places the organism in Eukaryota, Metazoa, Rotifera, Eurotatoria, Philodinida, Philodinidae. The record is from the annotation of a GenBank genome assembly.